CACUACGCUCGUCGAUGGCUGGCUGGCGUCCUAGCGUCUUGUCUUUUGUAAAACUAGACAGUCUUCGUAUAAAUUACAUGUGGCUAUGAAAAUAUUUAAUUCUUGUUCAAUAUUUGCCAUGAAUCUUAUUAAUUUAAUAACUCUCACCCAUAAAAUUAUUCUUUUCCACAUAUAAGUGCUUUGUUAUAUCUGUAAACAGAAUUUCAAUAUUUGAAGAAGUUCUAUUAUUUUUUAAGUCUAUCAUGUGCCGCGAAUAUAUGAAUUAUUAGUCUUAAAUAGUGAAUGUUUCUAUAGAAUAUAUUUUAAUCAUGGACGGGGUUCAGAUAUGUAGAAUAUGUCUCAUAACAGACGUUAAAAUGUAUGACUUACAGGCUUUCCCAUUUGAUCAUUAUUGUUUGAACAACAUUGGAAUUGAUCUUUCCAGUGUAAUAUUACCUUCAUAUGCAUGUUAUGAGUGUGCUGCUUUGAUAAAGAAGUUUCAUUUCUUUAGAGAAAAAUGUUUAAAAGGCCAAGCUGUCUUGUCAAGUACCCUAAGGGCAACUGGACAGAUUUCAUUGCAGAAUAUUUCACAAAUAGAUAGACGGAAAUUAGAAUUAUCUUCAAAAAUCACUUUGAAUACCAUUAAUGCUAAUGGAAAACAGGAGUAUUGUUAUGUGUUUGAAGAAAAUAUUAAAAAUGAACCCAUUAUUGAUGAAAUCAAUGAUAAUGAUAUCAUUGAUAAUGACAUCAUUGAUAGUGAAAUUAAUGAUAAGGAACAUAUUGAUAAUAAAUAUAAUGUUGAAACAAAAGUUAUUAAAGAGGAGAUUACAUUUGAUGAGAAUUCCAUGACAAAUCUCUAUAGUAGUGAUGAUGAUAACGAACCAUUAUCUUAUCACAAGAGUAAUAAAGAAAAGAAAGAGAAGAAGAAAUCUGAGAAGAAAAGAAGGAAAAAGACAGAGGAAAAAGUAGAUGAUAGUUCAGUCAUAGUAGAAGGUGCAGAGGCUUCCGAAGAUAUAUCUGAAUUGCUGCCAAUAUUAGAAAGUGCUACUCAGAAGAAGAAGCGAGGUCGGCCCAAGAAGGUAGAUAAGGAAGAGCAAAAUACCAACAAAGAGAAGAAACAGCGGCGGACGCAGAAUACAGGUGGUGUUGACCCGGAGGAUAUAGAUCUGGAAGAAUAUGUCACAGUUAUCAACCUUACAAUGGAAGAGCAAAUGGAGGAAGUUCGCAAACGACAACAGUCUUCCAACUACCAGAACGCCCCGUUCCAGUGCAACCUGUGUUACCGCGGCUUCAUCGAGACGCAGGCCUGGAAGCACCACGUCGGCAAACAUGACCCGAGUUCUGGCGACAUCGAGUGUCAGGUGUGCAAGUUCAGGUUCAAAACCAACCGCACGCUGCAGAAGCACGCGUCCAAUCACCAGAAGAAGUACGCGUGCAAAUCUUGCUCCUACGUUUCAAAGACCACAACACAGGCGAAACAACACCAAAGGUGGCAUAAAGGCGUCACGUAUAAAUGCCAGUACUGUGACGAAGUGUCCACCAAAUGGACGUCAUAUUUGAGCCAUGUUCGAAUCAAGCACCCUUCUGAGUUUGUGUGCGAUGUCUGUGGGUACUCUUACGUCAGCAAACUGGGACUCGCCAUGCACCGCACCAUGAUGCACAAGGAUGUGCCCGAAAUGAAAGCGGACGGGGAAUCGAACAAGGGGCCUUACUGUUCGGAGUGCGAUGUGCAUUUCGUGUCGGAAGAAGGCUACAAGCGGCAUCUCGUCACUUCCGUCAAACACAUCACGAGUUCCAAUUUCGAGAACGGGUGUCGCGCGUGCGGCGAAGCGUUCUCAACAGCGGAGGAGCUGCGGCUCCACCACCGGCGGGAGCACGCGCGCAAGCGGCCGCGCAACUACGGCAAGAAGCCCACCGCCAUCAGAUUCCCUACCAAUUGCGAUCACUGUUCAGAAGAAAUCUUGAACGCGCGUCAAUAUUGGGCGCACUUCCGUCGCGCACAUCCCGACAAGAACUACCCCAUACAGAAGGACUACGUUUGCGAUGUGUGCGGCAAAAGCUUCCGGGGUAACGCUUUCCUAGUAUAUCACAAGCGGACCCACCAAGAGGAGCGCACGUUCAAAUGCUCGCAAUGUCCAAAAGCUUUCUUCAACCGAACGAACCUUCUGAUGCAUGAGCGGACGCAUUCUGACGUGAGGCCGUACUCUUGCACCGUCUGCUUCAAAGCCUUCAAGUGCAAAGGAGCAUUGGAUCGCCAUUUUAGGAGUCACACGGGCGUAAAGCCCUACGAAUGCGAAGUUUGCGGCAAAGCGUUCGGCCAAUCCAACAGCAGGAAGCUACACGUGCGUACCGUCCACCUCAAGCAGCCCGCGCCCUACGUGUCCCGCGCGCGCCUCGAGCGCCGCAACAAGGGCCGCGACGUCGCGUCCUUCAUGUGCUGACUGGGGUGUCGCAGGGAUGGCAUCUGAGGCCAGCGGUAUUCAAGUGGUAGCGCUGCUGGCGUGCCACAGGGCUCGCAUAUGAGGCCCGCACUCUUUAUGUACUAGCGCCAGGUACCACACGCGCGGACCUCUCACCUAAAGCAGCCCGCGCCCUUCAUGUGC
Molecule: messenger RNA, 2582 nt
Organism: Chilo suppressalis (striped riceborer)
Lineage: Eukaryota; Metazoa; Arthropoda; Insecta; Lepidoptera; Crambidae
Source: the annotation of a GenBank genome assembly